Cooperia oncophora is the source of this 303-nucleotide messenger RNA. NCBI's taxonomy places the organism in Eukaryota, Metazoa, Nematoda, Chromadorea, Rhabditida, Trichostrongylidae. The record is from the annotation of a GenBank genome assembly.
AUGCCCAAAGAGCAGUAUAUGUGCCAGUUAUGUGCGAAUCAUGGUAUAUUCAACCAACCAAAAAAAGGUCACAAGCAAAAAUGUCCCCAUAGAAAUUGCAUUUUGUGUGCGCUCAAUACAAAGCGGCGAGCUUUGGAUCAAAUCGAACGGCAGCUGAGGAAUGCCACCAAUGAGGUUCGAAGUGACUCCACAGCGCCAAACAAUUCUGAUGGUAUCUUUUUGUCUUUGAUAGUGAUUACAAUCACUCUCAGUGGACAGCAUACGGUAACGGUAGCCCAGGGUAUUGGACGCUGCAAUUCUUGA